AUGUCUGUAGCACAAGAGAAUUCAGAGAAGCCUACACUGGUUUUUAUCCCAGGGGCCUGGCACACCCCCGAAUACUACAGCAAUGUCAUAUCACAGCUGAAGGCAAGCGGAUUCCCAGCAGUGGCAUUACAGCUGCCCUCUGUCGGCGGGAACGAUGCCGUUACUAUGACAGAUGAUGCAUCAUUCAUUCAGCAAACAACGACCACACUAGUCGAAGAAGGAAAAGACGUUGUUCUAAUCAUGCACUCGUAUGGUGGUAUUCCUGGAACGGAGAGCGUAAAAGGGCUCUCUAAAAAGGAGAGGAAUUCACACGGCAAAAAGGGCGGCAUUUCGUCACUUGUUUACCUUUCUGCAUUCAUGAUACCCACUGGAAAAUCCUUGGUGGACAUGAUUGGCGGUGUCUUCCCAGACUUUCUCCACCUCGAUGGCACUCGCUGCACGCUGGCCGGGGACAAAGUCCCAGAAAUCAUGUACAACGAUCUCUCGGCUGAAGAGGCCAAUUCAUGGGCCGCAAAGGUCCAAUAUCAUGCCGCAUCCACCUUUGCUUCUCCUUUGACCCAUGCCGGCUAUCUCGAUGUUCCAACCACCUACCUACUGUGCGAGCAGGACAAUGCUAUUCCGUUCCCUGCGCAGCAAGCUAUGGUUGGCCUCCGUGGGGACGACAUUACCUUCCACGUGUGCAAGUCCAGUCACUCGCCAAUGCUCAGCAUGCCUGAGAAAGUGGUCGAUGUGAUUAGGGAAGCGGCAGGGAGCAGCAUCUCUGUGCACUAA
Xylona heveae TC161 is the source of this 771-nucleotide messenger RNA. RefSeq names its product alpha/beta-hydrolase. The coding region runs from base 1 to 771 and encodes 256 amino acids. The transcript has 2 exons. NCBI's taxonomy places the organism in Eukaryota, Fungi, Ascomycota, Xylonomycetes, Xylonales, Xylonaceae. The record is from RefSeq and is a predicted model, not a curated record.